AGGGAGUGAGAAAAGCCUGAAAUCUGUCACGUUGAUUUAUCGGAGAAACUCGAGCGCACUGCGACGAAACACGAGUCGAAAUGAGUAAGGAAAACAGUAGCAGCGGCGAGGGGGGACCGCAAGAUACUUCCGGGCCGGAUGUGCCAGCCAAGGAUCCAAAUGCGGACGUGUACGAUAAUCGCGGUCCGAGAAAGAUAAUCCGCGUGGUCACCGUAAUGGCUUAUCUGUUCUCGGUGAGCUUCGUAGGUAUUCUCUUGAGCGCCUACUACAUAUUCCUGUGGGAGCCGCCGAAUCCAAGGCUCAUAAGAGCGAAGCCGCAAGUGCAGUUUUUGAUUGCAGCUGCGUCAUCCCCGGAAAUGCCAAAUCUGAAGGAGAAGGAAACCUCUGCCUUCCCCCUCGAAAGUCAACUGAAGCACACCUCCAAAUCCCUUCUCGGUCGCAUGACACAAGACAUCGACUUGACGCAGCGUCAACCAGAAUCAACCGGAAUCAGCCUCGAGAAACAGGCAAAAUUGAACACGAUGUUGCUCAACCUCAGGCAGUCGCUCGUGGAAGUUUUGCGCGCACAAAAGCGAAACUCGUCGCACCAAGUGGCAGCAAGCACGUCCGACGACUCGUUGGUCGAAGUGAAACGAGUCCUUAACUCGACGAAGAAAACGGAUUACGCAAGACGCUCGAUCUCGCGACACGAGUCGCGCGGAAACCUUGCCCGAGAGAAGACUCUGAGCGGUAAUACGGAUCCACCGUCAGAAUUCACGGGUCCUAUAAACACGUUAGACGUUGAGAACACAUCCGCAGCCUCGAAGUCAGCGACUAUUCCUGGAACUAAAACAAACCAGAAUUAUUUCGACGGAAAAUCCGUUCCUGAUGCCGAUCGGUAUUCAACGCCGAUUACGAUCGAUCGCGGAACGACGCGUGCAAAUUGCGAGAGAAAGGUCAGUGCCCAACGAUUCUCCAAGCUUCAUACUUUCCGUCGAGAAUCAACAAAACGGAAUGAGACCAACGUUAAUAACCGGCAGUUAACUGCGCCAGUUGGUAACAACGCAGAAAUUCCGUCUGGAAAUGCCAAUGUUAAUGGCCUCAAGCUAAAUUAUUCCAGCAACAACAACGAGAGUCCGUCAAACAAUCGGAACAAGCGCAGUCACGUAUCGGUCGAGUUAACAGCUGACUCGGAUGUGAUCGAGGACCCAGAAUUCGAGCAUCAACUGCCAAAUUACCCGAUCGUCGUAAAACCAGCGUUGUACACCACGAGAAAUGUGAAAGAGACACAGAUUGAAAAGGUGACCGCGAGAUCCACAACGACGAAGGUGGACAAUAAACUCCGCCUCCUGGAAGAAAUGGACUCGUCGACCACGGAGCGACAGAGAGGCCUUUGGCGAGUGUUGACGGAAACUGCGGACAUCGAGGAAACGUCUGUAGAGCUCAUGUCGAUAUCGACGACGCGGAAUCGUCGCAACAAUCUCACUAAUAUUACAAACGACGAUGACGAAAGCGUCACAUAAACGAUUUUCUACACCUUGUGUGCGUGUCAAACGUGAUGGACUGCAGGAAGGCCAGAUUAGUAAUCGCUAAUAGAGUAUUAAUACCUAUAGGGAAGGCGAUUCUUCCAUUCUGCGGACAGAGAGGGUAUUCGAAGUCGUGUCUGAAUUUGCCAGACGAGAAAUUCGAAUUAUAUUCUUUCUCUGAGACGUAGAAAUUAGAGACACGCUAUUCUCGGCCUCUCCCCUGAAAAAAGUUCUCUUCUUUUUUUUUCUUUCUUUUCUUUUUCUUCUUUAAUCGAGAGAACGAUGGAACAAAUACCAGGUAACCACGUUUACCCAUAUUCUGUUGUGAAUUGUAAACCGAAAGCUAAUUUCGUGUUUUUAUUCAUGUAAUCGGACACUUGGAUUGGGAAAUAUAAUUUUCGAUGAAACCUCU
Ooceraea biroi (clonal raider ant) is the source of this 1917-nucleotide messenger RNA. RefSeq lists its product as uncharacterized. Lineage: Eukaryota; Metazoa; Arthropoda; Insecta; Hymenoptera; Formicidae. The record is from RefSeq and is a predicted model, not a curated record.